UAUGCUAAAAGUCGUAUAGUAUAGUACUUAUCGAUUAUCGGCCUGGUAAAUGAAUACGAGACAACCGAGAGACACAGCCACAUACCCCAAUCCAGUCUUACUAGUACUUCCGAGUCAACUGCUCUUGGUAGCACUUUCCCCCAGCUGCCCAUCAUACAUGGCCUCCUAUCGCCUGCCAUCAAGGCAUGUCUAGAUUUUGAAAUCUAGCAACAAGGUCCGCUCGCGUCAAUGUAGGCCACUGUUCAAAUCCACGACAUACCAGGAGAAAAGACUGCCUAAUUAGAUGCGGUUAGCUCUUUGUAGAUCGCGCAAAUUAAACAGUUUCAGACCGAUUUGUGGUGAGAAGUCACACCUCCUCUGUCGGCCUGAGAAGAUACAUCCUCGAAAAAAAAAUCAGGUUGUCCAUAAUGCCUCGCAAUCAUCGCACGCUUAGAUUAUUGCAUCUCUUUUGGCAGCCGUUUCUUGUCGCCUGUCCUCUUCGACCGUGCCCGUCGAACCUUUCAUUCCUUGAAAUACCAAUUAACAUGCCGUAUUCCGUUAGGCAGACGACCGCAAGUCGUCUUAUAUCACCCACGGCAUUGAGUUUUAUAUCUGCAUGCAGGUGUAUGCGUUGUCCAACGCUUCCCUGUGAGUAUUCGUGACGGUUGCAAUUUCUUAUCCUUCGAAAAAACCCGACUCUCCACUAUCUGCUCAUGUCUUCAUCCACUGAAUGGGACCUUGAAUCCCUGGCGUCAAGCACGUCCUCGUCUCCAUCUUCCUGCGACGAAGAUGAAGUUAACGCUCGUGUUUCGCCUGACUGGGCGAAAUAUCGCUGUCGCAUCGAACGUAGAGGUUUCCGUCUGGACACUGUCCGCGAUGUAAAAGAUCAUUAUCAGCACCAUUGCGGCAACAUCGAGAAGCAAGAACUGCAUGCGUAUUUGUCCGGCUAUCACCGCGCCCUUGCGAGGAGCGACGAAGAUGCUCUUUGCAAAGAUGCUGGUCUGCGAGACAGCCUGUUCCGAGCCACCCGUUGUC
Messenger RNA from Suillus clintonianus, 1014 nucleotides. RefSeq lists its product as uncharacterized. The record is from RefSeq and is a predicted model, not a curated record. The transcript has 2 exons. Bases 408 to 641 code for a protein of 77 amino acids. NCBI's taxonomy places the organism in Eukaryota, Fungi, Basidiomycota, Agaricomycetes, Boletales, Suillaceae.